Messenger RNA from Rubroshorea leprosula, 1885 nucleotides. Lineage: Eukaryota; Viridiplantae; Streptophyta; Magnoliopsida; Malvales; Dipterocarpaceae. The record is from the annotation of a GenBank genome assembly.
UUGGAGAAAAGCCUCCUUUCUCAUGGUUUCCCCAAACGCUAUAUUAGAUGAAAAUAACCAUUAACAAACUCCUCCUCUUCCUCCUCCUCCUCAAUCUCUCCCCUAGAUCUACCUUUCAACUAUUUUUUAAUCCUCUCAAUCUCGAACAUUCCAGAAUUUUCCAAGACAUUUGUUUUCUAUCCUUCUCAAUUCUUUGAUAUUUCUUUCUGAUGAUAUUGGGUCUUUCUUUGAUUAGACUGUGACUGAAAGAUCCUUCAAAAUUUUCUUUGCUUUUCAAGAUUCAUGCUGGCUGCAUUUAUCAGUGGGUACGUGAUUUCUGAAAAUUUUGUUGUGGAGUGGGAAAUUGAGCAGAAGGCAGAGCGGAUUAUUAGGGUUGAUAUAAUUGGUGAUAUUGAUUUUAUGAAUAGUAUUCCCGGGUCAUUUGGGUGAGAAUAUGUAAGUUAUGGUAUCAACAUCUUUUAUGAGGAUUGUCUCACCUUGUUGGAGGCCUUCAGUUGUCGGUGAAAGUUCCAAUAGAUAUGGGGAUGCUGAUGGUCGUGUUGAUGGAUUGUUAUGGUACAAAGAUUUUGGACAGCAUGUUGGAGGAGACUUUUCAAUGGCAGUGAUUCAGGCUAAUAGUCUAUUGGAAGACCAGAGCCAACUUGAAUCGGGUCCAAUUAGCUCACUAGAGUCAGGGCCUUAUGGAACAUUUGUUGGAAUUUAUGAUGGCCACGGAGGUCCAGAAGCUGCCCGGUUCAUCAAUGAACACCUUUUUGACAACAUCAAGAAAUUUACAAGUGAGAAUCAUGGGAUGUCUGCUGAUGUAAUUAACCAAGCAUUUUUGGCAACUGAAGAGGAAUUUCUUAAUCUUGUAAAGAGGCAGUUUCUAAUUAAGCCGGAGAUAGCUUCUGUUGGUUCAUGUUGUUUGGUAGGGGUUAUAUGUAGUGGACAGCUAUACAUUGCAAAUGCAGGAGAUUCUCGAGUGGUGUUAGGAAGACUGGAAAAUGCCGUAAAAGAGGUCAAAGCUGUUCAGUUAUCAUCUGAGCACAAUGCCAGUUUGGAAUCUGUGAGAGACGAGUUGCAUUCAUUGCAUCCCGAUGAUCCACAGAUUGUGGUUUUGAAGCACAAAGUUUGGCGUGUGAAGGGUAUCAUACAGAUCUCAAGAUCCAUUGGCGAUGCCUAUCUGAAGAAGUCAGAAUUCAACAGAGAACCUCUAUUGCCAAGGUUUAGACUCCCAGAACCAUUCCAUAAGCCAAUCCUUCAGGCUGAGCCAACAAUUGUGGUGCAGAAACUCUACCCUGAAGAUCAGUUUCUUAUUUUUGCAUCCGAUGGCCUGUGGGAGCACCUUAGCAAUCAGGAGGCAGUCAACAUGGUCAACAACUCACCACGUAAUGUAGGAUUUCUUUUUGGUAUUGCAAGGAAACUGGUUAAAGCUGCACUCCAUGAAGCAGCAAAGAAAAGAGAAAUGAGAUACUCAGAUUUGAAAAAAAUUGAUCGUGGGGUGAGGAGGCAUUUUCAUGACGAUAUAACAGUCAUAGUUUUGUUUCUGGAUUCCCAUCUGAUCAGCCGCAGCAUUGCACAUGGACCCAUGCUUUCAAUCCGUGGAGGUAGUGGAAUCACAAACACUUAGUGGAAGAGCUUCUAAACAUCUAUUACCCUAUCCCCAUACUCUUCCUCUGUAUUAAGAGACUCUUUUUUUUGUUUAUAUAUAUUUAUUUUCCUUAGUGAAUAGGAGAGAUGACACUCAAUUUUUCCCAUUGUAUGGCCACCGCUGCUCAGAAACUAGUUUCCAUAAAGUGGCAUUGGGUCGACCAAAGUUGUAUCGGAAAGUUAGGAGGAAGAGUUGGAAAGUAAUUUAUGCUUUUUUGUGUUAGUUUGCAUUUUGAUAGGUAGGAUGGUGGUUGGU